Molecule: messenger RNA, 2024 nt
Organism: Haliotis rubra (blacklip abalone)
Lineage: Eukaryota; Metazoa; Mollusca; Gastropoda; Lepetellida; Haliotidae
Product: sushi, von Willebrand factor type A, EGF and pentraxin domain-containing protein 1-like
Exons: 7
Coding region: 233-1009 (258 amino acids)
Source: RefSeq, a predicted model, not a curated record
UACCACCCCCGCACCUGUUCGGGUGACAGUGACAGUUGAGAUCAUAUUCGAAGUAAAUGACUGCAGUAACCUCGAUCUCAUACAUGGAACAAUCCUUGAACAGAUCAAUAUCUUACUUCGCGCCCAACACAAUGAGUUCCCGGGCUUCUGCGAGGACAGUACCUGUAGUAACAUAGAGGUCCGCAUCACGGAUGGUUGUGGAGGGACCCGCAGGAAGAGACAAACAGGGAACAUGGUCACUGCUGAAGUGACGGCGGCAAAUCUCCCGGAUACACUUUCUGACAAGAACCAGACUGUCAGGAGAAGUUCUGAAUCUCUGUUGGUGCAGGCUCUAGCGGAUAAUGCUGCUGUCGCCCCAACACUGACCUCGUAUGGCGUCACCUACAGGAACAUCACUGUCCCCAUCGUAUCAUGUGCAGCCGGCUUUGUGAAUAACGCCACGGUUUGCGAACCUUGUCCAGCAGGUACACGACACGACAGUUCAACGGACACCUGUCCGGACUGUGGUAUCGGUAAGUACCAGGACCAGACAGGGCAGACAUCUUGCAAGGCGUGUCCCGAUGCGAUGCCCACCCUCAGGACCAACAGCGUCAAUGUCACAGACUGUGUGUCCAAAUGUAAACUGGAGACAGAAUAUUGUAAAAACAACGGCAUCUGUAGAGAAGGUACACAAGGAUCAGUGAGCUGUGACUGCAGUGAAUACUACACCGGUGACACCUGUACUAUCCGGCGAUCUGUUGAGUCAGGACUGUCUGAGGUCAUCAUCGGUGUCUGCGUCGGCAUCUUCGCCCUGCUGCUCAGCGGCCUUGCUAUAGGCUAUUUCUGCUACAGACGUUCACGAGGCCGGUUGGAGAGGGAGAAACACUCCGCCAUGGACAAGACCUCCACUGUCCACGACUACACCAGGUCGCCAUACACCGUGUACCGCGGAUACACUCAGUAUCCGUCACCUGUGUUUAACGAGGUCUACGACUUUUACAGUGCAGAAGACAAAUUCUCCGACCAAUAGAGACAUGUUCCGAUGUAUUCUGGCUCACCUUCUGAGAGUGUAUUCACUUCUAGGACUGAUAGACGUAAUGUAUUUAUUCCAGUUCUAAAACGUGUUCAUAUAGACGUAUCUGACCACAUAGUGUUAACACAGCCGACAUUAGACUCUGAUGUGACGACAUACCAGUGUCCACAUCAACCUCCAUGUGAUGGUCGUACAACUCUUGCAGUUUCUGCAGGCUACAUGGUUUAAUGAAUAUGCACAACCUAUCUACGCCAGAGAAAUAUUUCUUCACAAUUAACCAGCAUUUUUAUACAGAUUCCUAUAUGGUGAGCACGUGUGUCAUAUUCAAAUUUCCGUAAACGUGUUUAACAUGCUUUAUUUACCGGGGGCAACCUAAUCGUAUGCUUGUAUGAUGAUACCAAUGUAUGAAGCACUUGACUGUUGACGUCACGCGUUCUUUGUGUUUUGAACUGAGUGGACUGAUUGUUGAUGGCAUGCUUAGCCACUUUGAAACAUGUUAGAAAGUAGUGUGUUUUUUUCGAUGUUUAACGCCGCACUCAGCCAGAAAAUAACAUUUGUUUUAAUGUGGACCGUAACAUGGCUGACAGUGUUCACACGUCCUGCCAGUGUGUGGGUUAUCAUGCAGAUUAUCAAUUUCAUAUACAUGUGUUGCCAGCAUAGUUCAUGAAUCUCGAGUAAUACAUUUCAAUGGUUUCCUUGAGUUUCUGUGCUAAUACGAAAGGCAAACACUAGUUUAUGAACACCAGUCGGACAGUGACACCCUUUCCUGGGGUACCUUGCUUGAUUGGCUGUGGUCGACCACGUGGACUGUUGCCUGUGGCGUCAUUCCUCGUGGCCAGUGUAUGUUAUAUCACAUUUACAUGGACCUUUUCACAACUAACGCCUUAUCGUUCCUACUCUUAUGUCUUGGUGAGAGUGUUGUUUGUAAAUAUACCUUGUUGAUUGAGUAUGGUAGUCUAAAACAUGUAUGUCUGUCCGGAAUCAAUGAAUAUUAAAAAUAUGUGCAAUUAUA